Cataglyphis hispanica is the source of this 2352-nucleotide messenger RNA. RefSeq names its product PHAF1 protein CG7083. Bases 279 to 1550 code for a protein of 423 amino acids. Lineage: Eukaryota; Metazoa; Arthropoda; Insecta; Hymenoptera; Formicidae. Gene Ontology annotation, biological process: Golgi to plasma membrane protein transport. The record is from RefSeq and is a predicted model, not a curated record. Gene Ontology annotation, cellular component: trans-Golgi network. The transcript has 8 exons.
UAUCAGCUGUUUGGUGACUGUUUGCCAACUGUAGAACUGUCGUUAGGAGCCAAAGGGAGUCGCGAAAGGAGCGAAGGAGCUUCAUUGUUCGGGAUGUGAUUGUGCAAUAUGGCUAUCUGCUGAAUAAUAAUAAUUGAGCGAUAUGUUGGGAUAGACGUCAAAAGUGCGACGCGCAGUUGUCAGUCUGACGCGUACGUCGCGUGUCACUGUUUCGCCCAAAAUACCCAAGUUUUUAUCGAUCUCUUUGAAAUAAAAGCGAUCAAACAACAAGCGAUAAUAUGUUGGAGCUCGAAGUGGUGCCCGAGAGAUCCCUCGGAUGCGAGCAGUGGGAAUUUAUUUUAGGUAUGCAUUUUUCUCAGUCAGUAUCAAUAAUACAAUCUCAAGUUGGUGUUAUAAGAGGAGUACAAGUUCUUUAUAGUGAUACUAAUCCAUUAGAUGUAGAUCUAGUAAUAAAUUUACCACACGAUGGGAUUCGGCUUAUAUUCGAUCCUGUGGUACAAAGACUUAAGAUAAUUGAAAUUUAUAAUAUGAAGUUAGUGAAAUUAAAAUAUUGCGGCUUGCCAUUCAAUUCGCCUGAGGUAUUGCCUUCGAUCGAGCAGAUCGAACAUUCUUUCGGUGCAACUCAUCCCGGUGUUUAUGACAAAGAUAAACAGGUGUUUGUAUUGAAUUUUCGAGGAUUAUCAUUUUACUUUCCGAUUGAUUCGAAAUUUCAACCUGGUUAUGCCCCAGGAUUAGGUUCGUUACACUUUCCUAAUGACACUUCUCCUCUAGUCGCGAAAACAGCGAUUUACGUUGGGAAUAUGCCAGCCGCUGGUAGCGAAGAACAUGGCUCGAAAACACCACCACCACCUUUGCCACUUGUUUGUUACCAUAAUAACUUGUACUUGGAGAAAGCUGAUAUUAUUAGAGAUAAAACACGAACUCGAGGGCUCAGAUUACUUCUUUUCACAGAAGGUAGCUGCGGGACAAGAGCAUUAUUGGAGCCGAAAAAACGGUGUCUGACCAAAGAGGUAUUAUUUGGCGACACCUGUGAGGAUGUCUUAAGCGCACUUGGUGCCCCAUCUAGGGUAUUCUACAAAGCUGAGGAUAAAAUGCGUAUUCAUAGUCCACAUGCGCACAAACGAGACAAGAUAAGACGAUCAGAUUUUUUCUACAAUUAUUUCACAUUAGGUUUGGAUAUAUUGUUCAAUGCGAGAACUCAAUGUAUAAAAAAGUUUGUGCUUCACACGAAUUAUCCGGGACAUUAUAAUUUUAAUAUGUAUCACCGUUGUGAGUUCUCUUUGACUCUGCCGCCUGAAAAUAAUUCCGUAGAAUCAGGAAAGCUAAUAGAUGUUUCACCCUCACCGGUCACGAUCACUGCCUACACAAAAUGGGACAGAGUGAACGAACAAUUGAAGGCAAGCGCGCGUCCCGUAGUGUUGAAUCGUGCAUCUUCGACAAACACAACCAAUCCCUUUGGCUGUACAUUUUGUUACGGUAUACGAGACGCGAUUGUUGAAGUUAUGGCAAAUCAACAUAUUGCAAGUGUAACUUUAUACAGAACAGCAUGAUCCUGAUAAUUUACACGUAACAUUAAUUAUCUUUUAAGAUUGAUUCCGAAAUGUAGCUGAGUUUUACGUAUUUAACAUACAAAUAAGAAUAAAUGAUUUAUUCUCAUUUUUUUGUUAUAAUUGUAUAAUUAUGAUAAAACAGACAUAUAUUUACAAUUGGAAUAAUUAAUAUUCGUAAAUAUUUUAACUUCAGAGGACGAAAAGAAUUAAAUGAGAAAUUUAAAUUUUUAUAGGAGAUAUUUUUAAUCGCGACCAUAAAGAUUGUUUAUGAAUAACAAUCGUAAUUUAUAACAUUAUGUUCUUAGGUAAAAUAAGGAUGUAAGUCAACUUUCAACUCUCCUAAAGUAAAUUUUUUUAUAUUGUAAUGAAGAAAAAUAUUAACAUGUGUAGCAAGUGUGUUAUUGAUAUUCAUUAGGCUAAGAAUAUAUACUAUAGUGCUGCAAAUAAUCUCUUGGAAUUCUUUGAUACUUACAUUAGAUGUGUUGAAUUAUGAUGGCAAAAGCGAGCAGAAUGCAUGAAAAUAUCAGAAGAAUUUUUGAAACUGAAUUCAAACAUCUUUGUUAAUGAAUAUGUACAAUAUAAAAAGAAGCAGAUUUAUAAAAUUUAAGUUAUUAAUCUAAUUAUAUUGUGUACAGGAGAAUGAGAUUUGAAUCAUUUUUAAAACUGCUUUUUUAUAUUUAAAUAUAUUAUGUAUUUUUUAUGUGAUGAAUAUACAAAUACUGUAUACAAAUAGAAAAUAACAACACUUAUCAUAUAAUCUGUACAAGCCUAUUUUAAAAGCAAUUAAAAAUUUUAUUAUUUA